UUAUGGUUUCUGCUUCCCGUCACACAGAUAAAGAGAAACUGGUAGAGAUGCUUCAUGCCAUGAAACAAAAAAGUGCCUCAACAGCAGUGACCGUGAAAAGCUCACCACGAGACAGUCCUACCAUUGUCCAGGCUGAGCCACAAGUGCAGCAAACUGCUGUGGAAACAGAUAAACCAGUUGGCGUUGCUGCUGCUUCUCUGCCAGAGACUCAGAAGACAGCUGAGCCCAGCAGAAUAGAACAGCUGAGACCACAUGAGCUUCAAAGGGCCAAGGAGACUAUUCCUGUCUCAGUUGAGAAGCCCAAGUUGAGUGAUGGGCGCACAGCCAAGAAAAGCCUGAGCAUCCUGAACUACGUCCGGGGGCCUCUGCCCAAAGACAUUCCUGUGCCACUGUCGCACAGUAUGAAUGGGAAGAACAAGCCAUGGGAGCCCUUUAUAGCUGAGGAGUUUGCACAUCAGUUCCAUGAGUCUGUAUUGCAGUCUACACAGAAAGCACUGCAAAAACACAAAGGUAAUGCAAUGGCGCACACUGCAGAACAUAACCACAAAGUUGAUGCCUCCAUUCAUUAUAACAUUCCGGAGCUGCAGACCUCAACCUGGAUCUCUCCACCACAACAGAAUGGCCAGAAAGAUUCCCAGCAUAAGGGGUUCAUCCCACAACAUGACAAAGUCUCUGAUUCUGAGGAAGAGGAGGAGGAAGAGGAAGACUACUCUAGACCCAAAUGGCAGGGGAUUGAAGCCAUCUUUGAAGCCUACCAGGAGCAUAUAGAAGAGCAAAACCUGGAACGGCAAGUGCUUCAAACUCAGUGCAGACGCUUGGAGGCUCAGCUUUUCUAGUCUCAACCCUGACAACAAGAACGGUUAAUGCACACAGGAACUAAGGAAUCAGAAGCAGAAGAUUGUCUCCGAAAGGGAACGACUUCAGGCCGAACUAGAUCACUUGAGAAAGUGCCUUGCGUUGCCUGCAAUGCAGUGGUCUAGAAGUUAUUUCAAGGGGUAUCCCAGGUGACACUCCCUUGCACUAGGCCGAACCUAUAGUAUAGAAAUAAUAAUCUAUUUUAUUACCUGGAAUAUUUAAUAUUUUUCACUGGGAGGUUUGAAGCUUAAAAAGAGAAAGAGAAUGUGCCAUGCAUGAAGCAAAGGACUUAUGGGAUCCAGGAAAAAAUCCACACCCUUCUCUUGACUUCAAUGCAACUGAUUUUUGUAAUUCUACAAUUAAUCCAAUUAGAAGAACUUUAGUUUUGGUUCAAUUUAAAAGUUUUAUUUUCCCUCUGUUUUCCUUCCUCCUGCCUUUUUAAAAAUAUUGUUUUAAAAUUCAGAGUAUCCACCAAUGACACUAAUAUCCACUUCCCAUUCAAGGGACUGGGAUCAUUUCCAUACAUAUGUUCUUUUUGUUGCCAUACUAGCACAAUUGCUAUUUUGGGGGAUCUGUCCAUUUAGUUGUGCUGAAAUAUGCUGUUUCUCAACCCAAGAGGAAACCAGGUACACAUCAAUUUUUAAAAGAGAAUGAACUGGAUAUUUUGGAUACAGAAAUAAAUAUCUGCAGAGUAAUGGGCCCAGCAGAGGAAAAAUGCAGCUUCCAAACUUGACUUCCCAUGCAUCCAUCAGCUUUCUGCUGGAAAUGCACUUCACUUGAAAAAUAAAGUGAAUAAAUAAACCUGAAGGUACAUUUUUAUUACUGGGGAGGGAUGUGUACAGAACAGUGAUCUACAUACAAUACACACAAAUUAUGUACCCCAGUGGGUUGGAUUUUCAUACAAAGAUUUUGCAAUUAAAGUUAAGAGGUGCUUCAGCCUUGUACUGUGUAUAUAUUUAAAAAAAGUUUUGUAUGUUUUUAUUACUUUAAUUAUUGUUAUAAAAAGCUUGCCAUUUUCAAUAUGUUUCUGCUUUUUGUUUUUUUGGCAAAAAUAGCUUGCUUUUAGUGUUUGUACUGCUGCUGGUCAGGACAUGAAACCGAUAUUGAAGUGUUUUUAAAAAGAAUUUUAAAGAAAAAGCUUUUCACUGGGGCACGUGCUAUCACUUUUAGAUAUUUUGCAAUGUGUAGCACCAGAACUCUCUUGCUUGAAGACCAGGGAUUUCUUUCUUUCUCUCCCACUCCCUACCUUUACUCUCCUCCACGAAGCCCUUAGAACACUGAAUGUUAGAUGAUCAGCUGAUGUUGAAAUGAGUUCAAUCUGAGAAUCCUAACAUUUUAGGCAACAAAAUGGUCAGAGCCCGUGAGCUUUACAGAAAAGUUACACCCUUCUAAGUCGACUGAAAAAAAAUGGGCUUAGAAGGGCGUAAUUCUUUUUAGGGUGCCACUGCUAGUGAAGGAUUGAUAUUUUUUCAUUGUACCAAUACAACUUGCAAUCACGCAACAAGCUGUGUCAGUUUUCUAAAAGUUCCACAGAAUUAGCGAAAUCCAGACAAAACAGCAAAUGGGGGGAAAACCCUCUGAAAUUUGUGCCUAUAACUAUCAGUGACUUUUCACAAAUGCACACCUAGGAGCACAGUCUCUUUAGUGUGAUUCAGUUUUGCAUUAAUACAGCACAUAUGCUAUGAUGUGACUGUAUAGUAAAAGACUCCACGGAUUUUCCCACUUCAUUGGCACCUGGUGUCCGCAAUACAUAGAGAAGACCCAAACUGUUGGUCCUGUCACCAUGGUCGCAUUAAUCAUAUGCAUACCCUUGCAGCGCGGGAUUACAGGUGCUAAAGCAUGUUCAAUUAUAAUGGGGGCCUAAGCACUGUACUUACCUAGUUCUGUGUUCUUGAGUCAAGCAGGUGAAUUGGAGUACACAUAAAGGCUAUAUGUGCCUUUUGAGAAGGCAUUUCUUGCAAUCUCUGGAUCUUGUAGCUAUUUCCAACAUUCAGUUUUCUGACUAGUUACCAAGAGUUGGGCUGGGUUAGUGCUUAUCUCCCUCAGACCCCUUUUAUGGAAAACAUUGGUAGUGAUUUUCCCCUCCAGUGAAUAGUUUUGCUCCCUUCCCAUUCAUAAACUAUCUAGUUGGUAGCAGUAGAACGCAGGGCCUCUUCACGAAGGUGAGAUGGAUCAGCUAGAACUGCUCCAUGUGACAAAUGAUGUUUGGUCUGCAAAAAUGCACCAUAAAAGCUCAAAGGCCUAGUUCUCACUUCAGUUCUUAGGUGGACAAUAGGUAUGACUCUACCAAGACUCUGUGAAGGGUAGAGACACAUAAUGUUUGUCUCAUUUUAAAAAUAAAUUUUAAAAGUGUUUUUUUAAGGGUCAAGCACCAAAUUGUAUGUGCAUAUGAUCUGGACACUUCCAAGCGGAAUGCAUUUACAAAGUGAGAAUUAAUCCUUGCUGUUUGUGUAGCAUUUUCCCCUCUGUCUUAAUUGCUCAUGCCCUCCCCUGACAGUUUACACAGGCAGAUGUACCUUAGCAGUAGCAAGUUUUUUUUUGAGAAUAGGAGACCAUGAGAAGAUUGAGAAUUUACCAGUUUAUAGUCAAAGUUCAUUUUUGUUCUUUUAAAAGUUAUUAUAGUAGCUAAUGAGCAUUGCUUUCAGUCUGUUACUGUUACUUUUUUGUUCCCCUGAAUGCUUACAAUGGUCAAUCUGCCGUGGCCAGAUGCAAAUAAUAGAACUUCUGUGCUUUUCACAGUUACACAGAAGUGGUAAUUGCAACAGGUGCAGCUUUUCUCUCAUUGUGAUAAAGUGCACCUCCCAAAAAUUUCCUCUUAAGAACAAUGGGUGAGAAGUACUGAAUCCCUGGGUUCUUCCUAAAGACAGUAUAUCUAUUACACCAAGGAACGACAAGUGGAGCAAAUUUGGAGACUUGUAUUAGAGAAUCUUAUUCCUGGAUGCAGCAAGAAAAAAACUGGAGUGUUUUCACUUAGCCAAGCAAUCUUUUGAACAUCUGAACCAGCCAUCUCCCAUAACAGUAUUCUGAACAUCUUUACCUGCUGCACUAAGACAAUCGGCUCUAAUAGAGCAUGAAAGAAAAAAGGGAAAGCCACUCAUUUUCCCCCCUCACUGACAAUAGCUAUUGUCGCUCAUUAGCCUAGAUAACAAAGCUCUCAAUAUUGAUUAUUGAUUCCAAUCUAUUCCACAAAGAUGUUUUACCAUAAGGCAGAAAAGAAACCUAAAUUUAUUUUAUAGCCCACUACGUAGCUCAGCUGGAAAAUAUAUCAGGGACACUGAGAAGCAUUCAAACUUAAAUGAGGGACCACAGCAAAACUUGCUUUGCAGUGGUUAAUCUGGCUUCGGGGGGGAGGGGGGGGCUGGUUUGUUUGUUUUUUUAGUAGGAAGCUCUUUCGCAAUGUAUUUACAAGUAGUUAACUAUGGCAGCAGCUCCAAACAGUAGCUAGCAUAUCAAAAGGACUACAGCACUGGUAAUAUGGGAAGGUCCAAUGCCUUUGAAAAGAGAUGCCCACAAUUCUUUAGAAAUGGGUGAAGAGAACAUCAGGUGUCUCUAAAUUUACUGACCAAAUAGCUUAAUACCCAGUUUUACAACUUAAGUGUUUUUCACACACCUCAUCAUACAGUUUAGCGUGGUUGGGUUUCUUUCAAGUCAGCAUGGAUCACAGCUUUUGUUUUUAAUUUUGCCAAUGGUAGGGAUGGGGAAGAGGAAUAUGGGUGUAUGAACAAGGAGGCCAUUAAACCCAUUAUCCAAAUAAUAAUAAUUGCACUAUGCAUAGCUAUUCUUACAAAUUAGUUAUGUGGGGUAGACUUUCUGGGAAGAUGUUCUCAAAACCUUGACUCUGUUUUUGCAAUUAAGAGACACAUGAAAUCCACCAGAAAAAAUAUGCACUUGAAUUCAUCCAAAUUUGAUGAAGUUCAGUUUUCAGGCAAUGAUACAUAAAUUGCUAGAUGAUUCAGAACACGUUUGAAAUAAUUAUUUCUCCUUCAUGUGAUGCAAACGCAUUAAAUCUGAGUUUAGGUGGUAUUGGUAGGAAAUCACAUUAUUGUCCCUCCCACUGUCCUUGAAAUGUUAUCUUCCCCUCUGAUAAUGGAAUACCUUCCCUUCCAUUCCACCAAGUCUUGCCCCACUGCUUAAAUUCUCAAACUACCACGUUUGGUCUCCUUUGCCUCCAGGGCCAUGCCGCUUGGUUGUUUGUAUGUAAUGUGCAGAAUUUCUAAAGCCAGAGCAUGAGGGGACAGCAGGAGGCUAAAGCCACACCUGCUGGGGCAGUUUAGAUGCUGUGAGACAAACCUGUUCUAAGUGUACUUGUUUGAAAUGUAAUGUAAUAUAUUAUUUGUUGAAUGUAGUAAUUAGGUAUUUAUGAAUAUAUUGCUGUAAUUUCUGACAACAUCCAAAAAUAAAAUGUUCCUAAAUCAUGA
Sphaerodactylus townsendi is the source of this 5273-nucleotide messenger RNA. Its product is annotated as genetic suppressor element 1-like. The transcript has 5 exons. The record is from RefSeq and is a predicted model, not a curated record. Bases 3 to 836 code for a protein of 277 amino acids. Lineage: Eukaryota; Metazoa; Chordata; Lepidosauria; Squamata; Sphaerodactylidae.